This is a messenger RNA of Ruditapes philippinarum (Manila clam), 4745 nucleotides long. Its product is annotated as zinc finger and BTB domain-containing protein 41-like. The record is from RefSeq and is a predicted model, not a curated record. Gene Ontology annotation, molecular function: RNA polymerase II transcription regulatory region sequence-specific DNA binding; DNA-binding transcription factor activity, RNA polymerase II-specific; protein binding. Bases 491 to 3781 code for a protein of 1096 amino acids. Gene Ontology annotation, cellular component: nucleus. Lineage: Eukaryota; Metazoa; Mollusca; Bivalvia; Venerida; Veneridae. The transcript has 9 exons. Gene Ontology annotation, biological process: regulation of transcription by RNA polymerase II.
UUGUUGACAUGAUUUCGAUAUUUUUAUUCAAGAUAAUGUUUUUAUUUAUUUUCAUUAUUUUUUUAGUACUUAAAUAAAUAUGAUUUUAUUGAAUACAAAAGUCAGUAAAUCACCUUUUUCAAUAUCUUAAGAAAAAGUAAUUUAUAAAAAUAUUGGAAGCACAUGGGUUCGUAGAGGUCAAUCUCGUAAUCACGUGGUCAAACAUUUUGGUAAUAUGGCGGCCAAGUGCCAAAAUUUUUACCUGUCGGAACUAUUAGGUAGUUUAUGUUCGUAAUAAGAUUUUAAUUUGUCCAUUCUUGGCUUAUCAACAGAUUAUAUAUAGUUUUAUCAAGGUAUGUUUCACUUUACUUCAUGGCAUGUUCGAUGAAUGAAUACGAGCGUGUCAGAUUCCUGGCACGAUUAUUGGUGGAAUUUCCCUACUGGGUUAUCUUCAGCGUUCACGUCAUGUCAUAGUAUAUAAACGGGUACACUGAAAACCUUAAGCACCCUAAUGGAGAAAAUAGGAGAUGCAGGGAGUCACAUAUUUGUGCAAGAAAGUGAAGUAGUGGAUGUUAAAACAACUGGUGAUAAAAAUACUUUUGCUUCAGAUUUACAGAAAAAUUUACCAAAUUUUGUUGUAGCUGAAAACAACCUUGAUGUUAUAGCAGGAAUCCAGAAAGAAGUAUGCUUAAAUGAUACAUCAUUAGAACCUAACGUGAUAGAAAGCUCUGAUAAUUUUUUAGAAGAUGAUAUACAAUUAAGAAAGCAUGAUACAUACCCCUCUAUUCUGGCAACUCAAGGCAUUGAAAUGAAAACAAGUAAAUACAUUAAUUCAGAUGAUAUUAAUCUGUCUCUUGAAACUGAAGAUGAAAACAUGUCAAAUAGGAUAACACCAGAUAAACUUCCUGGAAAUAUUGAAGCCCAAAACUUGUUGUUAGAGGAAGGUAGUAACAUUGCUGCUUCUGUAACUGAGAUGAAAAUUCCUUGUGACAAUGAAGCAUUCCCCCAUGUAUCUUUACAUAACAAUGUUAACAAUGUAUCAGUCAAACAUAAAAACAAAGAUCAAGAGUUUACUGCAAUUAAAAGACCUAAAAGAAAAAGAAGCUGUACAAUAAACUAUAAUGAAAAUGCAUUAUGGGAUGUAAAACCCUUGUUUGGAAGUACAGUUUCUAAAAAAAUAAAUGGUCAAUCAAAACAAUCUAGAAAAGUAAAACAAAAAAAAGUUCCAAGUGAGACAUCCAAAUUAAUAAAAAUUGAUUCUUAUUUUGUAAACAUAUUGGAUAAUCUUCAUAGAUUGCAGAAAGAUGGAAAAUAUUGUGAUGUUAAAUUUUGUGGAAGUGAUGGGAAUAUCUUAGCACAUUCCCUUAUUUUAAUUGCUGCCAGUCCUUUACUCCACAAACAAUUAAAGCAAAGGGCCAAAAAGAACUCUCAUGUUAGUGAUUUGACAGAACUGGAUUUUAAAGAUGUUCCAAAGUUGGCUCUACAAAAAAUUGUAACAUUCUUGUAUACAGGGUCUCUUGAGGUUGCAGAAAGUGAGGUGAAAUCUUUGAGCAAACAUUGCAACGCUCUUGGUUUGAAUGAACUUUGCAAUAAACUUCACUCUGUUGAUUCAGUUGUAUUACCAGAACCCUUACAACAUGAUGCAAAGAAAAAAUUGAAAGAUAAUAAAGAUGCUAGUAUUUCUGACUCAGUAAAUAUUGAAAUAAAAGAUGAAGAACAUUCUUUGAAUAAAAAGUCGAGAAAAAGAAAGCUUAAAUCUCCAAAAAAUGUUAAAGUGAAAAUAAAAUUACCAAAACAAUGUUUAGAUUUAAGUGAAAGUGACACAGGAAAAAAGAACAAUAUCAUUAUGAAUGUAGAAAAACCUGGAAAAGGUUGUGAAGUGGACAAGGAAGAAAGUGUUAUUGAAAUAGUGACGAAAAGUAAUUCAUUAGAAGAAAAUGGAAAACCUGAAGAAAUCUAUUGUUCAGACAUUGACACUGAUGUUAAUGAUGAUAGUGAAUGGAAUGCAGACCAUGUGGACUCAGGGGAUGACACUGACUCUUAUUUUGUUGAGAAAACUAACAAAAAUAGAAAUAAAAAAUGCAAAAUGACAAAGAAAGGCAUAAAAAAUAAAGAAAAUAAAAGAUUGAAGAAGUCUGAAAAACAGGAAAAGAUGAGUAAUGUGAAUAAUGAAGAAAAAACUCUGAAAUACAGUACAGAAGUACUAGCUGAGAGUGAAAAUAAGGUAGAUGAAAAUUAUUCAGAGGUUAUUGAAUCAGGUGAUGUUGGAAAUAAAGUCCAAUCAGAGGAUAGAAAUUCAAUGUCAGAAGAAAGUAAAGAAAAACUAGAACUUGAGAUAGGAUCAGGAAAUGGAGGAGAGUGUGAAAAAUGUGGGAAGAGUUUCUUUUUUCAGUAUGAACUGACAGGGCAUAGAAAUAAAUGUACUGGUAAAAAUAAUCGGCAGAGGCGAAAGUGUGUUACCUGUCAUGUUAACUUUGAGUCAACUGAGGAUUACAUGGAGCAUCGGAACAGUGAUGUCAGAUGUAUAAAGCUGCGGCAAGAAAAGUUGGCUAAAAGGAAGCAGAAGAGGUUUGAGAUGAGAAGAAAAUAUUGUUGUUGUGCCUGUUCGAGGAAGUUCCGACGAUUAGCAGAUCAAAUUGAACAUGAAUUUUUAGCUCAUGAAAUACAAUAUGACAAAGAAAAAUGGCCAGAUCUGUAUUGUGAGUAUUGUAAUUAUUGGUCAAUGAAUCCAUGGAAGUUACAUCACCACAAGUUAGUUUCAUGUAACAAAGGGCAAGAACCAAUCUGUGAUAUGUGUGGAAACACUUACAAGAAUGAGAAAACAUUGAAAAAACACAAGGAACUAAUGCAUACUGAUGUUCAGCCCAUGUUGACUUGUGAAGAAUGUGGAAAAACACUCAAAGGUCAAAAAGGUCUCAAACAUCAUAUCAGGUUACGACACAGGGGAGAGAAUCUACAUAACUUGAUGAUGUGUCAUAUAUGUUCACAGACAUACAGAACAUCUAGUGAUCUCACGUUUCAUCUAUAUAAAGUACAUGAUCAGCCAUUACCUGAAGGCUUCACAGUAUACCGCUGUCCAAGAUGUGAUUAUUGUCACAACAACAAAAGAUUCUUUGACAAGCACAUGUUCCUUCAUGAAGAUAAAAGGGAAUGGCACUGUGACAGAUGUUCCAAAGCUUUCAAGACCAAAAAUAGUCUCAGUACUCAUAUGAUUGUUCAUACAUCUGAACGUAUUCCAUGUCCAUUUGAUGAUUGCACAUAUAAAGCGUUGAAGAACUGUCACCUGAAAAAUCAUGUAGAAAAUCAACAUACCCAAAAGGGAGAGAAACACGAGAAGUGUCAUCUGUGUGAGUACAGUACAUUCUUUAGAGGUAAUCUUAUAAAGCACCAGAGAAGUGUUCAUAAACUUGAGGUUGUUACUAGACAUAGUGUUGAAAUGAAAGCUCGAUAUAAAAAUCUCAAGAGCGGCCAGAUUCUUGGUGUAAAAGAUGAUGCAAUUAGUGACAAGAAAUCUAAGAAUAUAGACCAUUCUACUUCAAGUGUAGCUCAAGAAUCAGGGUAUCCCACGUCAUCAUCAUCUUCUUCUUCAUCUGAUAAGAGUAUGGUGGAGGAUCAGUGCCACUUCCAGGACAAAACUGUUCCAUUACCUGCCUCGCAGAAUGUGUCAGAGUCAUUCGUUUAUACACUCAGUACUCCUAUGAUAACCCACCAUUCUAACUAUCCAGCAAAUGCCAACAUGUACCAUUUACCACCUAUUGAUUUCUCAGUAUACAACCAAAACUCUUCCAUGGAUCAGAUGUGAUACCUAGAAUAUAGAGACACAUCAAGACUUGACCUUAAAGGGGAUAUGAUACAAAAUAAACUACACAUUAAACUUGACUUUAUAAAAAAUAGUUGGGCUAUCCUUCUAAUCUUAUAUAUACAUCAAUUUUAUAGUAACCUCCCUUGAGCAUGUUGCCAAAUUAGUUCUGUUUCUUAUAAAACUUUAUGAAAUAUGCAUAGAAACACCUUUAAUCAAAUUAUUAGCUAAUGAACUUUGAACGUCGCCUUUCCUUGUUGAUCUUGUUUAUCAUAUUUUAUACACAUAAUAUAAAUUCUGAAUACUUCUUUUAACAACCAUGGUUAGCUUUGUGUCGUUUUUAUAUACAUUCUAAUCUUACCAGUCUUUACUCUUUAUUUAUAGAAAUUGGGUAGUGUAGUGCAUGAAAUUAUUGUUUAUAAUAUAGAUUUUGCGGGCUUUAGAUUAUAUGUAUUAUUUAUAAAUCUCAGGAUGUAUAUUUAUUUUUUAGGUUUAUAAUAAAUUUGAAAUAUGGUCACAAGAGUGUUCUUUAAUUCAGAUUCUAUAACUCAUUAUUGCAGUUUGACAAAGUUAUGCCCUAUUUAAGCUUUUCUGUUUUGAAGAAAUAGACACACUAUUAUGAUUGCUGCAGCCUUGUCAUCAUUGUUGUCAUGCAAAUACUCUAACAUAGCCAUUUUAAAAAAAAUAUUCAAGAUGAACCUUGGAAUACUUGCUUAUCAUGACAAGUUGAAGUAUUUAGACAAGGGACUUGAUUCUGAAAGCUACAUUUCUAGAGAAAUGUCUAUUUUCAACCUAAAAUUCUUAACAGACGAGUUUUAAUACUGCAUGUGGUGCUAUUGUUUAAGUUUGUAUUUUUUUGUGCCAUCAUGAUUUUAUUUUAAAUUAAUAUUCUUUACCAGUACUUUUACCUGUAUACUUUUCUUUCUGUCAGAGACAAUUUCUUUUUUAUGCAUUUUAUGUCAUACAA